AUCUCUUCUCAUCCAUUUUCCAAACUCCAAAACCCAAACAAAAAUGGAUCUUCUCAAGCUCUCCCUUUCCCUCUUCUGUGUCUUGACCUUCACCACAAUUCCCUCCUCUCUGGCUCAACAUGCCCCACACGACUUUGUUAAUGCCCACAACGCUGCUCGUGCCCAAGUCGGGGUCGGACCCGUUCAUUGGGAUGAGAGGGUGGCGAACUUUGCUCGACAGUAUGCCAAUCAACGCAUUAACGACUGUCAAUUAGUGCACUCAGGCGGUCCUUAUGGGGAGAAUAUCGCAGGGAGUACUGGUCACGGUUUAUCAGGCACUGACGCGGUUCGAUUGUGGGUGGAUGAAAAGCAGUUCUACAAUCACACUGCCAAUUCAUGCGCCCCUGGCAAGGUGUGCGGCCAUUACACCCAAGUGGUGUGGAGGAACUCAGUGAGAAUUGGAUGUGCCAAAGUGAGAUGUAGAAAUGGUGGUACUUUCAUCACUUGCAACUAUGAUCCUCCUGGCAAUUUUGCAGGCCAAAGACCAUAUUGAAGGAGGCUUCAAACUUCAAAUUAAAAUAAAAGUCAUGUUAUAGGUAAUUAUGAAUGUCGCUAAAUAAAAAUAAUUCAAGACCGGUCGACUAUGAUCAUGUCUUAUAAAAUUAAGUUUAUGUAAUACGUGCGUGCAUGCUACCAUUAUUAAUAUCA
Molecule: messenger RNA, 687 nt
Organism: Momordica charantia (bitter melon)
Lineage: Eukaryota; Viridiplantae; Streptophyta; Magnoliopsida; Cucurbitales; Cucurbitaceae
Product: pathogenesis-related protein PR-1 type
Cellular component (GO): extracellular region
Source: RefSeq, a predicted model, not a curated record